UAAAAACACGUUUGUUUUCAUAUAGCUUCCCCCUCACAGAUAUUCUAUCAGACUCACUUUUGUUUCCACCUUCAGAUAUUUUUUCAUAACACCUGCCAAGAUCAUGGCCACAGUAAUCAGAACUGUGGAAAUGAGUUGAAACGAUGCGAAGCGCGCUGGCGUGUAGAUAUUAGAAAGGCUGAGGUGCUUGUAGUUUUAAAUUCAUCUUGACAGCUCGCAACAGGGUGGGUGAUGAUGCAUGCUUCGUCCGUUCUAGGAUCACUCUAUUCAGGGCACGAUGCCUCCGCGUAAUAUGAGAACAUCACUUUACGCAUUCGCCAGACGUUCCUUUAAAAGUAGCUGACACGGGGUACUUGACGUUUUCGGUUUUUAGUAUGUGUUAUUCUGCUUUUAUAGAACUAAUGUGACGUUCAGAGCAGAACAAUUAGCUAUUGGAACAGAAUCAUUGUGUGUUUAUGUAGCGGCUGUUUAGAAUUUAGUCGGGAAUCAGUCAAUUUGCCGGUUUCGCCUCCUCCCUCUCGCCUAGUUGUGAUGUCUCAUGUCGUGUUGUGACAGCGCUGGUAUUGUUUAUUGAGGUGGAUGUCAGGUAUAAUUAGCAAUCGAUAUGGAAAACGUUUGUGUCGUGGCUCUGACGUCACCGAAGAUUAACGUUUCUUAUUGGUCGCGAAUUCCCUAGCGCGAGAGCUAGUUAUUUGGACAAGAGGAGAGUUGAUGUUGACAAAGUAGGAGAGAGCGAAAACCUCGCGCGCCUGCCUCGGUCUCCUUAUUCCUAAAUCGGGAGCGCAAAGCAUGUCAACGCCGUCCGUCCCUUCACGGCUGCUGCAUGCGCUCUGAGAGAAGAGUUGGAGCUCGUUUUGGCCAGAGAAACGCUUCCCUGAUUCCGGAGAUGCAAUGAUGGAUAGCCGGAUCCUCGAGCAUCCUCAUGCCCAGUUUGGAGGCUCUUUGGGAGGCAUGGUUGGAAUGGGUUUCCCCUAUCACCUCGGUCACCAUCAUGUUUUCGAUAUCUCCGGACACCAGCUACAGUCGGCGGCCGCUGUACCCUUUUCUAUAGACGGAUUACUAAACGGAUCAUGCUCGGCGUCUGUUGCAAACUCCAACCCAUUGCUCGGAUCUGGUUGUGGUGUAAACGGGGAUAGCCAGUAUAAACUCAGCGACUCUGUGGUCCUAGAUGCCGGAGACCUCGACAAGGAAAGCCCUGGCUGUAAACGGAGGCGAACGCGUACAAAUUUUACUGGCUGGCAGCUGGAGGAACUAGAAAAAGCGUUCAACGAAAGCCAUUAUCCGGACGUGUUCAUGCGCGAGGCUCUCGCGCUACGUCUAGACCUUGUUGAGUCACGUGUUCAGGUGUGGUUUCAAAACCGGCGAGCUAAAUGGCGCAAAAAGGAGAACACGAAGAAAGGGCCCGGUCGACCGGCUCACAACUCUCACCCCACGACCUGCAGCGGCGAACCAAUGGACCCAGAGGAGAUCGCACGACGGGAGUUGGAGCGCUUGGAAAAGAAGAAGCGAAAACAGGAACGCAAGCUGCUGAAAUCUCAGAACAAGCUCUUAGCAGGUGAGCUCUUCCACACGCCCGGAUCUGACAGCGACAGUGGAGUAUCGCAGAGCACCGAUGGCGAGUCCACUCCGCACACCGGGCCUCAGUCUAGCGCGCACCGACAGCAAACAGAACAUAUGUGUGACCAACAUCCACGCCACCAAAGAGCCGGUACAGUCAACGACACAGCGGAGCCCACGGACUCCACGCGGAACUCUGCACUGUGCGCCGCGAACGGCAUCACACGCGCCUCCACGCUCCAGAAACUCAACCCAUUUAGUGUGGAGAGUUUACUAGCCGACUCAAGUCCAAGGAGAAAAACUACCCUGGAUUUCUCUCAGCUACCGCCGCAGCGACCAGUGGUCGGUAAAGGCCAUUUCCUUCUGUAUCCCAUUACCCAGCCGCUGGGUUUCAUAGUGCCACAGACAGCGAUGAAACCGAGUCAGGAUUCAGGAAACUCGGGUCACAACUGUUCCACGACAGACACCUCAAACCAGAAAAAUAUCAGCUACUUGUGUAAAGACACCGGUGCCACAAACGACGAGCUGCAAAGAGGAAGCAAUAACUCUUCCAUGCAAACUUCAAACACAAGCUCAGAGAAAUGUUAUGCAGAAUCUAAUUCGCCACAAAAGGAGUUUGAAAACGACUCCGAGUCCACAGUCACAAACUCUAGCCAGAAAGAAAGCAUCUCUCCUAACCUGUCUGAAUAUUUAGACACGAAACCCCGCAGUUCUGCUGACACAAAUACAGAUGGAGAGGAUGUUGACAUGGACUGAAAUGUAAAUAGGCCAGAAGCAGUGGCGCCAAGUGACUUGUCACAAUCCCAAAGCUGAUAACCAUACGUUUUUGUAUACAAGACUGUUUGAAUUUCAUUUUUUUAUAUAUACUUUUCAAAAACGGAUAUUCUUGAUUCAGGGGAACUGUCGGCUUAAAAUGUCUGUUCCAGUUCUCUGCGAACUUGAAGGAAACCAGUUAGCUAUGAGCAGCAGACAAGAACAACACAUCCUCAAACGUUGUAUAAAUGAUAAAGUAUCGAAAAUAUUUAUAUAUCUAACAUUUUGAUAAGUAAUAAUAAGAAUAAGAAUAAAAUAUUGUGAAAGAAAAGACCUUGUAUUGC
Cyprinus carpio (common carp) is the source of this 2654-nucleotide messenger RNA. RefSeq names its product homeobox protein unc-4 homolog. Lineage: Eukaryota; Metazoa; Chordata; Actinopteri; Cypriniformes; Cyprinidae. The record is from RefSeq and is a predicted model, not a curated record. Gene Ontology annotation, molecular function: DNA-binding transcription factor activity, RNA polymerase II-specific; sequence-specific double-stranded DNA binding. Gene Ontology annotation, biological process: regulation of DNA-templated transcription.